UCUUUGAGAAUCCAUCAGCCUUCCCUAUGGCAUCUCCCAGCGCAACCAUCACGAUUAUCAUCGCUUCCGUCCUCCACCUGCUCAUCGGCGCAUGGGCCUCGCAGCAUGGCGUGACCGCCAUCUUUGCGUUUGGAGACUCUACUCUGGACCCAGGCAACAACAACCACAUUGGCACUCUGUUCGUGAGCAACCAUCUCCCGUACGGCCGGGAUUUCCCUGGGCACAUUCCCACUGGAAGGUUCACAAAUGGGAGGCUGGUUACUGACAUCCUAAUCUCCCAGUUGGGACUGAAGCAGUUCCUCCCAGCAUACCUCGACCCAACCCUGAAGGACGAGGACCUCUUGACUGGCGCCAGCUUUGCAUCUGCAGGAUCCGGCAUCGAUGAUGAGACUGCGGUGCUGGGGCACCUGUUGACCUUGGAAUCGCAAGUGCAUAACUUCAAGAUAGCCCUGAGGAGGAUCGAGCGACAAGUCGGGCCCCGGGAAGCCCAGCGGAUCGUCAACAACGCCCUGUUUGUUAUCAGCUCUGGGACCAACGACAUGUUGAACAACUUCUACUGGCUACCGGUUUCGCACAGGAAGCUGCAUUUCUCGCUCCCGCAGUACCACGACUUCUUGCUCGAGAGACUCGCACUUAUUAUUCAGGAUCUAUACAGCUUGGGAGCACGCAAGUUUUUAGUCGCAGGGAUGCCUCCAACUGGAUGCUUGCCGUUGCAGAUGACGGCAGGCAGCAUAUUCCCGUUAUUUGGUCCUCACACACUCCAGCGCAGGUGUGUCGAGCAACAGAACAGGGACUCGCAGGCCUACAACGGGAAGCUUCAAAUCCUGAUCUCGAAGUUGAGUUCCCAAAUGGAGGAAGCCAGAUUCGCCUAUGCUGACAUCUACAAGCCCCUGAUGGACAUUAUCCAAAACCCAUACGGAGAAGGUUUUGAUGUAUCGGCCGAGGGAUGCUGUGGGACCGGGCUGGUCGAGACUGGUCCGCUGUGCCUUGUGUUGACCCCGAAGUGCAUUGACCCGUCUCGCUAUGUGUUUUGGGAUUCCAUCCACCCAACUGAAGCUGCAUACUCUCGAAUCGCCGCAGAAAUCAUCAAGACCACGCUGCCAAAGCUCGUUUCCUAGAAGAACAUUUGAAUAGUCAUGAGGACAGAAUGAGAUUGAUUCAGCUGCAUAAUACAUAGAUAUACAUUAGCUAUAUGAACAUUUGAUGCUCAUACUAAGCACCUUCAGAUUUUCCUUUGUUUAAAUUUUUUGGUUGAGCUUUGGCUCUGCUGGUUUUUCUUUCCUUAUGGGUCUGGUACGUGAGAAAGUGGAUUCAGUGCAAGUCAUCCCCUUUGGCUAGUUUUACGUAAAUAUCUGCUUUGAAUAUAGAGAUGGUUUGCUUAUGUAGAUACAAUGGAAUUAAAUGAAAGAUCUUU
Punica granatum (pomegranate) is the source of this 1414-nucleotide messenger RNA. Lineage: Eukaryota; Viridiplantae; Streptophyta; Magnoliopsida; Myrtales; Lythraceae. The record is from RefSeq and is a predicted model, not a curated record.